Carlito syrichta (Philippine tarsier) is the source of this 1374-nucleotide messenger RNA. RefSeq names its product F2R like trypsin receptor 1 (gene F2RL1). Gene Ontology annotation, cellular component: membrane. The transcript has a single exon. Gene Ontology annotation, molecular function: thrombin-activated receptor activity. The coding region runs from base 12 to 1151 and encodes 379 amino acids. Gene Ontology annotation, biological process: blood coagulation; thrombin-activated receptor signaling pathway; phospholipase C-activating G protein-coupled receptor signaling pathway. Lineage: Eukaryota; Metazoa; Chordata; Mammalia; Primates; Tarsiidae. The record is from RefSeq and is a predicted model, not a curated record.
UUAGUUCUGUAAUGAACUUUGUCUGCCUUUCUUGUGCAGGAACCAGUAGACCCUCUAAAGGAAGAAGUCUCAUUGGUAAGAUCGAUGACCCACCUCAAGUCUCAGGAAAAGGAGUGACAGUGGAACCAGGCUUUUCUGUGGAUGAGUUUUCUGAGUCUGUCCUCACUGGAAAACUGACGACCAUCUUCCUUCCAGCUGUCUACACAGUUGUAUUUGUGGUUGGUCUGCCAAGUAACGGCAUGGCCCUGUGGGUCUUUCUUUUCCGAACAAAGAAGAAACACCCUGCUGUGAUUUACAUGGCCAAUCUGGCCUUGGCCGACCUCCUCUCUGUCAUCUGGUUUCCCCUGAAGAUCGCUUAUCACAUCCAUGGCAACAACUGGACUUACGGCGAAGCUCUCUGCAAGGUGCUCAUUGGCUUUUUCUAUGGCAACAUGUACUGCUCCAUCCUCUUCAUGACCUGCCUCAGCGUGCAGAGAUACUGGGUCAUCGUGAACCCCAUGGCACACCCCAGGAAGAAGGCCAACAUUGCCAUCGGUGUCUCCCUGGGAAUCUGGCUGCUGAUUCUGCUGGUCACCAUCCCCUUGUAUGUUGUGAAGCAGACUGUCUUCAUUCCCGCCCUUAACAUCACAACCUGUCACGAUGUUUUGCCGGAGAAGGUGUUGGUGGGGGACAUGUUCAACUACUUCCUCUCUCUGGCCAUUGGCGUCUUCCUGUUCCCAGCCUUCCUCACGGCCUCCACCUAUGUGCUGAUGAUCAAGACACUGAGGUCUUCGGCCAUGGAUGAAAAUUCGGAGAAGAAAAGGAAGAGAGCCAUCAAACUCAUUAUCACAGUUUUGGCCAUGUACCUGAUCUGUUUUACCCCCAGUAACCUUCUGCUCGUGGUGCAUUAUUUCCUGAUUAAAAGCCGGAGCCAGAGCCAUGUCUACGCCCUGUACAUCGUAGCCCUCUGCUUGUCCACCCUCAACAGCUGCAUUGACCCCUUUGUCUAUUAUUUCAUCUCACAAGAUUUCAGGGAUCACGCAAAGAAUGCGCUCCUUUGUCGAAGUGUUCGUACUGUAAAGCAGAUGCAAGUAUCCCUCUCUUCAAAGAAGUUCUCCAGGAAAUCCAGCUCCUACUCUACAAGCUCAACCAGCGUGAAGACCUCCUAUUGAGUUUUCCAGGUCCUCAGAAGGAAGCUGUAUGCUAGGAUGGAAGAUGUUAUGGAGACGGUCUGUUACUUCCUAACCGAGUGGGUAUCGCCACAUGCCAUGGAUAUGUAGCACAUCUCACAGCUUCAACAGCUUCUCUGUUUGUAGGAGAAGUCCCCAAGAUCAACACAGACGUCAGUUUCAGAAUUCCUCUACAUACUCAGAUGCUACCAGAAACUGAACUGAC